Dermatophagoides farinae (American house dust mite) is the source of this 1984-nucleotide messenger RNA. NCBI's taxonomy places the organism in Eukaryota, Metazoa, Arthropoda, Arachnida, Sarcoptiformes, Pyroglyphidae. The record is from RefSeq and is a predicted model, not a curated record.
UUGAUCAUUAUCGAUAGUGAUUAACGCAUCAAAAUAAUAAUAAUCGAAUGAUUUGAUAUUUUUUUUUUUAACAUAAAAGUGUUUGUAUAUGAUUUUAUUCACUAUCAAACAAUUUGUACCGAUUAAUCGAUUUCGAACAUUUAUAUCGUCAACAACGUCAUUUUUGAUCAAGAAAAUGUCUACAACAAUUAAUUCAACAAAAUCGCCAAUUCCAUUUGCUCAAACAUCACCAACAUCGGAUGAAUCGUUUGCAUCAAUUCAUCAUGAUGCAUUAUCAUCAUCGUGUUCAUCAAUUUCAUCAAAUACAAGCACCAUUUCAAAUGAUUCAAGUUGCACAUCAUUAUCCGAACGGGAAAUGGCUUUACAUAUUAUGCUUUACAAUUCAAUUGAAAUAAUAUCAAAACGAUUUUCACAAACAAAAAUCUAUUGUAAAUUCAGUGGCUUCGCAAUGGAUUCCAUUGAUGAAACAUUCGAUACGGCACAAGAUGAUGAUUUUAAUCAUCAUGAUGGUAUAGAUCAAUAUCCAUUUGAUGUGGCCGCCAUGAAUGAUUUGGAAUAUAAAUUUCAAAAUCAAAAUCUAUUUGGACGUUCAAUGCAAACGAAUGAAUUUAUUAUCGUACGUUGCAAGAUUCCUUUGAGUGGCAAUAUUGGUAUACGAGUGGAUUUAUUUCAAAAAAUGGAAACAAACAACAAUAAUGAUAGCAACGAUAUUGGCCAUGAUGUUAGUUUCAAUAAAAUUGCUUUCGGUUAUAUCUAUCCGGUGAAUGCCAGUGAAAGUAGCGGAAUUUUUACCGUUCCUAUUACAUCGAAAAUGGGCAAAAUUAUUGCCCACUUCAAAGCUGAAUAUUUCAUUACGAAACCAUACAAUGGCAUGGCAAUGGAACCAAUAAAAUGGAAAUCAAAGACACGAAAUAUAAAAAGCUGGCAAUUGAAAAAGAAUGGUUACGAUAUUGGCCAUCGUGGUGCUGGCUGUGCUCGUCGUAUAGAUAGCUGUGAAAAAGUGUUGGAAAACACUAUUGAUUCGUUUAAUUUUGCAUUCAAAAAGGGCGCUGAUAUGGUCGAAUUGGAUGUACAAUUGACCAAGGAUAAAAUACCGAUCGUUUAUCAUGAUUUCAAUGUGAAUAUUGUUUUGCAACAGAAAGAUCAUAUGCCUGAAAAUUUUCAGAUGAACAUCAAAGAUUUAACCUAUGAACAGUUACAAAAACUUAAAUUACGACCAUUACAACGACAUGGAAAAGAAUGUUAUGAUUUUGAUGGUGAUGAUGUUGACAGUCCACAUGGUCUACCAUUUGCAAGUCUACAAACGGUAUUGAAAUCAGUGGAAGCAAAUUGUGGUUUCAAUGUGGAAAUAAAAUAUCCACAGAAAAAAAUUAAUGGUGAUUGGGAAGCGGAAAAAUCACAUGACCUAAAUGAAUAUGUUGAUCUAAUAUUACAGGAUUUGUUUCUAUAUGCUGAUGAUCGAAAAAUUAUCAUAUCAUCAUUUCAUCCGGAAAUUUGUUCAAUGGUAAAAUUAAAACAAGACCGUUAUCCGGUACUGUUUCUAACUCAGGGUUUAAGCACUAAAUGGAUGAAAUAUCAUAAUCCAUUGAAUCAUUCUAUUGAAAUGGCAGCCUAUCUGGCAUUAUGUAUGGAUUUAUAUGGUGUUGCUGUACAUGCUGAAGACAUAAUCAAAAAUUCAACAUUAAUACGUUUUGUUAAAUCAAAAUCAUUGGUACUAUUCUGUUGGGGUGAUGAUCUAAAUGAUCGUGAAUUGAUUAAGAAUCUUAAAAAAGAAGGAAUCGAUGGUGCCAUCUAUGAUAAAAUCGAUUUAUUGAUUGCCAAACCGGAAAGUCAUGAAAAUCCAAAUUGUGAAGUGUCACCACCAAUAUCGUUGAAUUUUAAUUAAAACAAAGAAAAAAAAGUGAAAGUUUGCACACAUCACCACCAUGAUUUUAGUGUUUUUUUCAAAUUGUUUUUAUUAUAAAAAUUUUUUUCUAAUUAAUAA